ACAUUAACGCGCAUCUGUUAAUUAAACACCACCGACAAAACUCGAAGUGCCAUAUAGUCUCAAGUCAAAUCCAGUCUCGAUUCCAGUUUUGUUUCCACUGCAGCAAGAGCUCAAAUCUCGAAUCUUUGUAAGAAGCCCAGAUCUACUCGUAUGGCGAAGCACACGGCGGCGUUGAAAGCCGGACUGACCUUGCUGGCGCUGAGCAUGAUUGGUUACAUACUCGGUCCUCCUCUCUACUGGCACCUCACCGAGGCACUGGUCGCUUCCGCCUCUUCUUGCUCUCCUUGCGUCUGCGACUGCUCUUCCCUGCCUCUCCUCACCAUCCCCAAAGGACUCAGCAAUGGAUCUUUUGGAGAUUGUGCAAAGCAUGACCCAGAGGUGAACGAAGACACAGAGAAGAACUAUGCUGAGCUCUUAACAGAGGAACUGAAGCAACGCGAAGCAGCAUCGAUGGAGAAACACAAACGAGUAGACACAGGUCUGCUAGAGGCCAAGAAGAUCACAUCCUCUUACCAAAAGGAGGCGGAUAAGUGCAACUCCGGUAUGGAGACUUGUGAGGAAGCAAGAGAGAAGUCGGAAAAGGCACUUGUGGAGCAGAAGAAGCUGACUUCUAUGUGGGAACUCAGAGCUCGUCAAAAAGGAUGGAAAGAGGGAGCCACCAAGUCUUCUGUUAAAUCCAAAAGCAGUGUUCAGGCUUCUUAGUGGCACACCUAAGUUAUUUUUAUGUCACACGAAAGAAAAUUACUGUGUUCCAUGUGUCUGUGAUUUUGAUUUAUAAUAUUGUCUUGUAGUUCUGUGAUGGAUCAGAUUGAAUGAAACAUUGUACGAAAACAACAAUGUAUUAAUGGAUUUUUGAACAAAUUUAUUACAAAUCAA
Molecule: messenger RNA, 876 nt
Organism: Brassica rapa (field mustard)
Lineage: Eukaryota; Viridiplantae; Streptophyta; Magnoliopsida; Brassicales; Brassicaceae
Source: RefSeq, a predicted model, not a curated record